GGCAGGACCAGUAGCACAGACAGUGGAAGCGGCAGUGCGGCAAAACCGCCCAAAUCAGGGUCAGACUCACUGGCCACGGCUUUCCCGACCAGGGCCAGGUAGCCGGCUCCUUCUGGUCGAUGCUGCACAGACGGGGCCUCUGCUGCGCUCGUGGCAAGCGAGUCCCGCAACCCUACUGAUUGCUCCAAUUAAAUUCGGCCGCGCCUUCUUCGGAGGCACGGCACAGCAUCCGAACUGCCCCUGGGAGGGGGAGCGAGGGGGAAGGCAAGAGGAGGAGGAGGAGGAGGAGGAGGAGGAGGAGGAGGGGUAGCAGCAUUGGUACCACUCCCUCCUCUGAGGGAGUGCGAAGAGCGGCGGGGGGCACGGCGACGCCCCCCCCGUGUGGUCGGAGCGCCUCCCUCUUCGAGGCGCAUCUGUGGCACCUCUGGCUGUAGGUGAGAGGGCCGCCUCGCAGCGACGUGCACGAAGGGUAGCGACAAGCACAUUGCGAGUGGUGGAACGCGCUCGGUUACAGAAUCCAGUGGGGCGCCACACUCGGCGGCUCCAAAGGGUGUGGUUUGCAGAGGGUGCGGUUUGCAACUGGCACCCUUCGGGGAUGGACAGACCCCCCUUUAGUAAAACGUGG
Prorocentrum cordatum is the source of this 625-nucleotide messenger RNA. NCBI's taxonomy places the organism in Eukaryota, Dinophyceae, Prorocentrales, Prorocentraceae. The record is from the annotation of a GenBank genome assembly.